Molecule: messenger RNA, 1635 nt
Organism: Aspergillus mulundensis
Lineage: Eukaryota; Fungi; Ascomycota; Eurotiomycetes; Eurotiales; Aspergillaceae
Product: Acetamidase
Exons: 5
Coding region: 1-1635 (544 amino acids)
Source: RefSeq, a predicted model, not a curated record
AUGGCAAUCGAAGCCUGGCAAGACAAAGCCCUCAAAGCGCAAGAAGCGCGCGAUGCGUCCCUCGCGAAGGUCGAGCCACCACUUAAAGGCCUCCCAAUCGAGGCCGAGCUCCCGUUGAAUUCGCGGAAUCUGCCUCGGGAGGUCCUGACAGAGCGCGAGAUUGAGAUCACCGAGAAACCCGUGUCUGAACUGCUUGCUGUUCUCCGUGAGAGGAGGAUUUCGGUGGAAGAGGUGACUAGGGCGUUUUUGCGACGGGCUGCCGUUGCACAGGUCGCUACAAACUGCCUCACCUCCCUCCUCUGGACCUCCGCCAUAUCCCGCGCAAAGCACCUCGACUCCCUCCCCGAGCCAAAGGGCGCCUUAUUCGGCCUGCCCAUCUCCACAAAAGAACACCACGGCAUGGUCGGCGAAAAUGUGCUCUCCAAUGCAUCCUACGUCUCGUGGAUCGACAAGCCGCACGGCUCGAAUGUGCUCUAUGACACGCUCUGGGACGAAGGCUGUGUGUUCUUUGCGCGCACGACGCAGCCGCAGACGAUCAUGCACCUCGAGACGAAUAGUAAUGUCUACGGGCGCACGGUGAACCCGUAUAAUCGGCUUCUUACGCCCGGUGGGAGUAGUGGGGGUGAGGCGGCGCUGAUUGGGAUGAGGGGGAGUGUGUUGGGGAUUGGAGGCGAUAUAGGAGGGAGUAUCCGGUGUCCGGCGGCGCACUGCGGUAUCUAUGGGCUCAAGCCAACAACGCAGCGCAUCUCCCUUGCCGGCUCCCGCAGCCACUGCGCCGGUAAGGAGACUAUCCUGGCAACAUGUGGCCCUAUGGCGACAGAGCGCGACUCCCUCUCGCUGCUCAUGCAGGUCGCGCUGAGCUCCAAGCCCUGGCGGAUUGAUCCGGGCCUCACGAAUAAGCCCUGGACACCGUAUACAUUGCCCACUGACAGACCGCUCAAGAUCGCGGUGCAGUGGUGGGACGGCGUCGUGCGCCCGCAUCCGCCUAUGAUCCGGGCGUUGAAGGAAGUCUCUGAGGCGUGCAAGAAGGCCGGCAUGGAUGUUGUGGAAUGGGAUUGUACUGGCCUAGACCAUAAGAAGGCGUGGGAGAUCACGGCGGCGCUGUACUGGCCUGAUGGGGGCGAGGAGGUGCUGGGGUUACUGGAGGAGAGCGGGGAGCCGGUCCUCCCGCUGACGGAGUUCAUUAUCUCUGAGCAGAAGAGCGUGCGGAAGAGGGAUAUGCAUGAGUUGUGGAAGCUCUGCGCCGAACGAGACGCCUACCGCGCCUUCUACGCCAACGCCUGGAACAGAACCGCCUCUGAUGGGAAUCAGGAAGUCGACGUGAUUCUCUGCCCGCCGUCCUUUGGCGCCGCAACGCCGCACGACCAGUCGCGGUACUGGGGGUACACGGCGCAGUGGAACCUGCUCGAUUACCCGGGCGUUGUGUUCCCCGUUACGAGCGUUGACCCUGUGAAGGACGGCAAGGUGGAGGGGUAUGAGCCUGUGAACGAAGAGGAUCGGGUUGUGUAUGAGAUGUACAGCCCGGAGAGGUAUAGGGAUGCGCCGGUGUCUUUGCAGAUUGUGGGGAGGAGGGGGUGUGAUGAGAUGGUGCUGGCGGCGUUGGAGGUUGUUGAGAGGGCGAUGGGGAGGGCGUAG